UCUGGCUCGCGCAGAGCUGCGCUUGGGCUCACCCACAGGGACCAGAACGUAGGGGGUAUCACUCAGGGCAGCGCCCGGAAAACAAACAAACAAACAAACAAACAAUCAAUCAAUGGCCGGGGCUCGUUGCCCGGAGGCUCGGGGUAAGAGUCGAGUCGGGCGUGUGACUGGCGUCCUGGCCAGCUGUGUGCGUGAGGUCUGGGAAAGGUGUCGUGAGCUGCUCCGGCGGCCCGGUGGUAUCGCCCGGAGCGCAGCGGGCGUUCGUUGGGGCGGGCUGUUCGAAGCGACGGCUCCAGAGCGGAGAUCGCGCGGGUUCCGAGCUUACCGCGGCCUGAGGGGACGGGGUAGCAGAAAAUCACUCCAAGGAGAAUCUACACGACAUGAAUCUCCACCAGAUCUGAAAGCUGAACUUGAUUGUUUAGAAUCUGACCUCUCUUUUUUAAUGAAAUUCACUGGCAUUUGGUUCACAAAUUACUCCAAGGAAACAGUGGAAAAAACUGAAAACAAAACUAUACAGAAACACAGAUUAUCAGGAAAUUGCUAUUCGCUGCCUUUUCAGAUGGAAUUUCAACUUCUAGAAAUACAGAGUAAUGAAAGCAUAUCUGCUGCUGUUACCGACCUUAGCAUUAUAAUGGAAUGUGGUGAAUAUUCGGAUUUAAGCAAGUUUGUGUCCAGUGCCGAAGAACAAGGAAACCUUUUGCUAUUUUUCAGAAGCUUUUCAUCCUUUGCUGAGUGGUGUGAACAUCGCAAAUGCACCUUCAAGCAUUUCAAGGCCAAAUAUCCUGAUAUUGUAACACUUCCUGAAGGACCAUCUGGAGAUUACCUGGUUAUAAGGAGCCCUGAACUUUCUGGGUUUGAGUUAAUGAUUGUUUGGAAAAUAUAUGUGGAUGAAGAAGGGAGAGUUACACCUGUCCUGGAUCUUCUGCCUAGAAUACCAGUGCAAGCUGUGCAGAAUAAGCAAGCAGCUGUUGAAAAUGGACCCCAGUGCUUCAGAAAUAUGCUCCUUUUACUGGGGAUUGAGGCCUCCAUUGAAAGUCUGAUCAAAUCAGUUGGCAUGAAGAAAUGAAUACCCCUUACA
This is a messenger RNA of Chelonoidis abingdonii (Abingdon island giant tortoise), 1078 nucleotides long. It is a transcript of the gene CENPP, whose product is annotated as centromere protein P. NCBI's taxonomy places the organism in Eukaryota, Metazoa, Chordata, Testudines, Testudinidae. The record is from RefSeq and is a predicted model, not a curated record. Gene Ontology annotation, cellular component: nucleus; chromosome, centromeric region. Gene Ontology annotation, biological process: CENP-A containing chromatin assembly.